Molecule: messenger RNA, 1339 nt
Organism: Epinephelus moara (kelp grouper)
Lineage: Eukaryota; Metazoa; Chordata; Actinopteri; Perciformes; Serranidae
Gene: sox32
Product: SRY-box transcription factor 32
Exons: 2
Coding region: 72-1103 (343 amino acids)
Biological process (GO): cell differentiation; anatomical structure morphogenesis; regulation of DNA-templated transcription
Molecular function (GO): DNA-binding transcription factor activity, RNA polymerase II-specific; RNA polymerase II cis-regulatory region sequence-specific DNA binding
Source: RefSeq, a predicted model, not a curated record
UAAAUCCACUCCUCCCGCCCUCCCAUUGGUGGAGCACCCACAUAUAUCCGUCACUGUGCAUCACCAGGAGGAUGACAGCGGCCUGCAGCAGAGUCCCAAACACCGCCACACUGUGCGUAAACAUGUAUUUCAGCCACGACCCCGCUCCUUACCAGCUUUGCGCAAACAGAGAGCCCAUGUUCGAGAGCGAGGACUCGGGCUCCGUGGACGGGGAGCAGAUGACCGGGGAGCGCUCCCCGAGUUCACGGCCCUCCAGCCCGCUGUCCAUGAACUCGGACUCCAGCUGCACCAGCCCCGAGGCCAAGUCUGCGUCCACGCAGCAGAGGGUGAGGAGGCCCCUGAACGCCUUCAUCAUCUGGACCAAAGAGGAGCGCAGGCGGCUGGCACAGCUGAACCCAGACCUGGAGAACACGGAUCUGAGCAAGAUACUCGGUAAAACAUGGAAGGCCAUGUCCCUGGUUGAGAAGCGUCCGUACAUGCAGGAAGCAGAGCGUCUGAGAGUCCAGCACACCAUCGACUAUCCCAACUACAAGUACCGGCCCCGCAGGAGGAGGCAGCUGAAGAAGAGCUCAAAACCCCAGGGUGCAGAGGUUUCUCACCCAGGCUUCCCCGUGCCGUACAACCUCACCUACCUGCUCCAGAACCAGCAGCAAACCUACCCGAGCACGCCUGCUUUCCCAAACUCCCCGGCCAACUUCACCCCUCUGCGCAGCAGCUACUCAAACACUUCAGUUUUUCCAGACACAGCAGCAGCAGAUGAUUUUUCAAAUAAGCCUGUGGUGUACCCAAACCCUCCUGCAUACCCCGCAGAGCCUCAGGUGUAUUUUGGCAGUCAGCACGGGCACAUGCAGUACGGUUUCUCCAGCGCUGCAGGUCCUCAUGUGGAUCAGGGGGAGUCCAGCAGGGUUCAGGGGGGCCUGCUGUGCCCCGCAGGGCCCUCCCUGGAGUUUUACCUGGAGCAGGUUCAGCUGGACAUGCUGUACGAUCUGGACCGCAGCGAGUUUGAACAGUACCUGGGUCCAAGCUCUCACAGGCCGGAGUCAGUGGAUCCCAGCAGCUACCAUCAGCAGAGCAGCCACAGAGAGGGACGCUCAGUGUCAUGAAACUGCUAAAAAAAAACUGUGUAUUUAUUUAAAUUAUGUUAGUGAGUCAUUUGAUGUGCUGAAUGUGUAUAUUGUGCAUUUUGUUUCUUGACAAGUUGUGUUCUUUUGUGACUGCUGUAUUAUAAUAAAUAAUUAAUUCAACUUUCAAUGUUCAUGUUUUUAUUAACAAAAUAAAUGAGCAAAAAUGCAAGAUUUAAAAUAACAUUAUUUUUCAUAAACUGGGUGUUCAAAGGCCA